This is a messenger RNA of Silurus meridionalis, 4412 nucleotides long. RefSeq names its product actin filament associated protein 1-like 1b (gene afap1l1b). The record is from RefSeq and is a predicted model, not a curated record. The transcript has 19 exons. Gene Ontology annotation, cellular component: cytosol. Bases 151 to 2433 code for a protein of 760 amino acids. NCBI's taxonomy places the organism in Eukaryota, Metazoa, Chordata, Actinopteri, Siluriformes, Siluridae. Gene Ontology annotation, molecular function: SH3 domain binding.
CAAGCUGCUGUCUCUCAUCUGCACAGUGUUGUGUUGGACGCUGCCUCUGCCAGUCACGUGGGAAAGGACUUCUAUCAAUAGUGGGUUUCUAAGUAGUAAAAUAAAAAUAAACAAAUACAGUUAAAGAAAUAUCCUGCGAUUUCAAUCUUCAUGAUGGAGAUUUCUGAAUCCAACUCCAUGGAGCACCUGGUAAAGGAGCUAAACGUGCUUCUGAAACUCCUGGAGCAAGAACAUGUAAGUUCAGCCACUGCAGAGAAGAUGAGUGUCAUCAGGAACCUGUUAGGACAGUUAAAGCCAUCGGCAUAUGUUGAUAGAGGGACUGGGAGCGACUUCAUAUACAUGAACACGUCCCUGUACGGAAAUGGUACCAGCUUUGUCGAAUCACUUUUUGAAGAAUUUGACUGUGACCUGAAAGAGUUGAGAGAUUCCCCAGAGGAGCUGAAAAAACAGGAAGAGGAAGAGACAUUGAAACACUUACCCACUAAAUCAAGCCCCACUGACACACCCCCUCCACUGCCCACCACACCGCCUCCAGAGGAUUACUACGAAGAAGCUGUUCCACUUGAGGCAGACACCACGCCUCAGUACAUCACCACCCACAGAAACCCAAGCCCAGUCGAGGACGAGGAUGCAUAUUAUGAAGAUGCUGAUAAGAACUAUCCAUUAACUCGAAUAAAUGGGCCAUCCUACAAUGAUUCAGAUGCCCUUAGUAGCUCUUAUGAGUCUUAUGAUGAAGAGGAUGACGAUACAAAAAUCCGAGACAGGACAAGUCCUGCAGGCCCGGUAAAAGACUGCCGCAAAUUUGCCUUCCUCCUGCGUAAGAAACGGUUUGGCCAAUGGGCCAAACAGUUAACCGUAAUCCGUGAGAACAGACUACAGUGUUUCAAGAACCCGAAAGAUCGAACACCACACACUGACCUGCCACUGAAUUUGUGCAGUGUUGUCUAUGUGUGUAAAGAUGGGAGACGCAAGAGACAUGAGCUUAAAUUCUCCGUCCCUGGAGGAGAAUCAUUGGUGUUAGCUGUGCAGAGCAAGGAACAAGCUGAGAGCUGGCUUAAGGCCAUUCAGGAAGUUAAUAAUGUGGCAAACGGCAACACAGGAAAGGAGAAUUCUUUAUCCCCAAUGAUUCAGCGGAAGACAGAACUGGAAAAGACGAUGCUUACUGAUAAACAUACCUCAGAUUCUGACAGUGUUGCCAAUGGAGACUGUUCACGUGAGAGUGGUGAAAACGGGAAGGGGAAAAAGGGGGCUUUCUCUGAACUCACCGGCUCCAUGAGUCGUGCUGCUGGCCGAAAAAUCAACCGUAUAAUCAGCUUCUCAAAGAAAAAGCCUCCUCUGCCUGGAGAUACCAGCAACCUAUCUCACAAUGAUGACAACCCACGCUGCGGUUAUUUAAACGUCUUGGUUAACCAGUGCUGGAAGGAACGUUGGUGUUGUGUGAGGAGCGGAACUCUGUAUUUCCACAAAGACAGAGCAGACGUGCACACUCACGUCAGAGCCGUUGUUCUCCAAGGGGUCGAGGUCUUGCCUGGUUUAGGGCCCAGGCACCCGUUUGCUUUCCGUAUUAUGCGAGAUGGCAGUGAAGUGGCAGCUCUGGAGGCAAGCUGUUCGGAAGAGAUGGGUCGCUGGCUGGGUCUGCUUUUGGCGGAAGCAGGUUGUGCUACAACCCCAGAGGCUCUGCAUUAUGAUUACGUGGAUGUGGACACAAUCAGCAGCAUCAAAUCAGCAGCUCGGCAUUCUUUCCUCUGGGCCACUUCCUCCAGCAGUGCUUCCACAGACUCUCGCACCUACGACGAGGUUCCUUAUGAGAGCGUGCAGGCAGAAGAGGCUCAGCCUAAACCGGGCCCUCAGGUGCAGCACCACUCUUCUUUCUCCAGCACUGACGGUGUAAAGAGCAACUCGGAAAUUACAGUGAAGAGACAAAACUCUUCUGUGAAUCAGUAUGGUAAGUAUGGCAAAACGAGGGCAGAAGAGGAUGCGCGGCGAUACCUAAACGAGAAAGAACAGCUCGAGAAAGAGAAGGAAGAGAUCAGAAAGAAGCUGGUGUCACUGCGCAAAGAGAAAAGAGAGGUGAAAGAGCAGCUAAAAGAUGCCACAGCCAACAGUAACCAUCAGAAGCAUUUGGAAAAGCGUCUGGCUCAACUGGAAGAGGGCUGCAGAGGGAAGGAGGCCGAGCGAGUGGAUCUGGAGCUUCGGCUCACUGAGGUGAAGGAGAAUCUAAAGAAGUCGGUGGCGAGUGGUGAGCUGGGGGCUGCUGCUGAGAACAAACCUGUGAAAAAGGUUUAUAUCAGAAAAGUGGAACCGACUUAUACUGAGUCCAUACCUGUGAACUGUGCCGCUGAGAUGCGAAAGCGUCCCCCAUCCAUCUGUGCAUCCACCAGAGGAAAUGUCAUACAGAAAGCCAAGGAAUGGGAGUCAAAGAAAGGAACUUAAUAUUAACUGGAGGUAAAGUCUGUAAGGAUUGUGUGUUUUGUUGAAGAGACUUCAUUAACGUGGACUGAGAAGAUUCAAUGGACCGGGGAUUUUUCAGCAGCUAAUAGUUUUCAUUUUAUGCUUGAAAACUACUGAUCCAUGUGUGGCCAGAGGGUUUUCUAGUGCCCUUCUGUUACUGUUGCUUCUAUUUCUUCAGCCUCAUGUUUUAAAGGGAAAUUAUGAAAUAACUGCUUUUUAUCAUUCAGCCAUACUGGUCAGACAACUAGCAAUUUGCAUAUACAAAAUAAACCAGCUAUUUGUUGAGCUUAUUGUCUUAUCCAUUAUCUGCUGGCUCAGAAUGGCAUUUAAGCAUUAAUGGCCAUUAUCUUAGCAAGACAUCAUCUGAGAUAAAAGAUUGUACAAAGAUAGAAAGCAGGGUUAUAAUAAUAAUAAUCAUUAAUGGUAUGGGCAUAUACAGUAUCUCACCAAAAUGAGUGCACCGCUCACAUUUCAGCAACCAUUUUAGUAUAUCUUCUCAAAGGACAAUACUAUAAAAAUUUAUAUUUGAUAUAUUUUAGUCAGUGUGCAUCUUGAAUAGCAGUACAGACUUACUGUCCUCUAAAUAUAUAUAUAAAAAACCAUACAGUUAUUCUUGUCAAAAUAGGUGGGAACAAAAUAAGUACAUCCAAAGUGAACAUGUCGAAACUGUGUCGAAAGUGUAAAUAUUUUGUGGGAGCACCAUUAAUAUGUAGCACUGCCUUAAUCCUCCUGGACAUGGAAUUCACCAGAACUGCACAGGUCAUUGCUGGGAUCCUCUUCCACUACUCCAUAAUGACAACACUGAGCUGCUGGAUGUUAGACACAUGGCGCUUCUUGUGAGCCAACUUCAGAAGAGUUUUCCUUCUGGGAAGAUGGCCAUGCAAACCUACUUGUUGCAGUGUGCAGUGUAUGGUCUAAGCACUGAUAAGCAGACCUUCCGCUUCUGCAACCUUUAAAGCAAUGCUGGCAGCACUCUUGCAUCUGUUUUCUUGCGCAGGCCUGUUUUCUGAGUGGAACCCUGAGUGAAUCUUCUUAUAGCCUAGGCCAUCUUUGUGGAGAGCAACAAUUCUAAUUUUUAAAUCCUCAGAGAGUUCUUUUCCAUGAGGUGCCACGCUGAACAUCCAGUAGUCAGUAUGAGCGAAUUGUGUUCAAAGCACCAAAUUUGAACUGCUCUAAUACAAGAUACAGAAAUUUAUAUGGUGCUGUCAAGCAAACAGAAACAUGAACAUCGUGAACAGGAUGGCUUUGAAUGGUUAAUCAACAUACAGCUGUUAUCACUUAAGGUGUACUCACUUUUGUUGCCAUUUAUUUUAAAAAUAAUGGCUGUAUGUUGAGUUAUUUUCAGAGGACAGUAAAUCUAUACUGCUAUACAAACUGCACAUUGACUACUCUAAAAUAUAUCCAAGUUUCAUUUCUAUAGUAUUGUCCCCUGAGAAGAUAUACUACAAUUGGUGUAUUUACUUUUAUGAGAUACUGUAAAUGGCAUGAAAAGACUAGAAAUGAACCCUUUUGGAGAAAAAACAAAACAAAUCAAAUGAUGCUGAAAUGAAAAGGAAAAAUAAGAUUGUAUUUUAGGAGCGGAGCAACAGGUGGAAAAUAUAAGAAGGAUUAAAAGGGAAGAGAUAUGUUCUAAAAGCAACAGUGUGUUUUGAACGCAUGUACAUCACUGAACAUACUAAAUUCAUACACUGAAUCUGGAGUAGAGUGUCAUGGCAUGUCAUUCUUUUAUACACAACUCUGUAUCAAAUGAGUAAGUUUGAAAGGUCUGUUUUCUUUCCGUUACACUAUGGCACUUAAUUGACCAUGUUUAUUUAUUUAUUUUUUUACAUGUUGUACAUAAAACCAUAUUCAUAAUCUCUAUGGUGAUAUAUGGAGUCAUGUCCCUAAGCAAAUAUGUAUAAAUGUUUCAUUUUGAACAAAUAAAAAUGAGUUAUAAUGAUUUAUAAAUAUAGAAAAUAGUU